Molecule: messenger RNA, 1081 nt
Organism: Xenia sp. Carnegie-2017
Lineage: Eukaryota; Metazoa; Cnidaria; Anthozoa; Malacalcyonacea; Xeniidae
Product: MORN repeat-containing protein 3-like
Exons: 5
Coding region: 207-923 (238 amino acids)
Source: RefSeq, a predicted model, not a curated record
UUUAUUCACUCAUGUGGCAUUGCAAAAGUUGUAUAUAAACAUGAAGUAGAGCAGACCAUUGUAGAUACCGCUGAACAGAAGUAGCGGAGGUUUUUUGUUGUUAUAGCAACAUGGCAUUACAAGCAAAACGACAAAAUGUCAAUGUGAAAUGAAAUGUUGCAAGAUCCAUGGUAAGAUCUGCAUUAUAAAUCGAGAUUUUUUGAAAAAUGCCUUUAACGAAGAUCCCAAAGACUCGGGAACCUUUAUGGAAAGAAUGGAACAUUAAAGCUGAUAAAAGCGGUGUUAGAAAUACAGUAUAUUCUGUGAACGGCGAUCAGUAUACAGGGGAAUGGAAAAAUAACAAAAAAAAUGGUAAAGGAACGCAAAUUUGGAAAAAAACUUGUCUUGUGUACGAUGGUGACUGGAAGGAUAACAAAAGAUGUGGUUUUGGAACCUUAAGUUUUCGUAGUAAGGACAAAUUUAGAAAAAUUUACUCAGGAGGAUGGAAAAAUGACAAGCGACAUGGCUAUGGCACUAACUUCUACACUAACACAGAAUACUAUGAGGGGGAAUGGUACGGAGAUAAAAGAAGUGGAUGGGGUCGAAUGUACUAUGAUGAUGGUUCUGUUUAUGAGGGUGAAUGGUUUAAUGAUAUGAAAAAUGGUCAGGGAAUGUUACGCUUAGCCAAUGAAAACAGAUAUGAGGGACUUUGGAAGGAUGGUAAAAAACAUGGUGAAGGAAAAUUUUUCUUUCUAGACAAAGGACAGUUGUACAAAGGUGUUUGGGUAAACAAUAUUGCUAAAUGUGGCACAAUGGAGGAUUGCGGUCGAGAAGAUGCCCAACAGCAAACACUAUAUCCCAUACCAAAGUGCAAGUUGCUUGAUAAAGAUGCAGUGGUCAAAAAUGCUGAAGAUUAUUUCUUGGCACAGUGUGAUAAUCAGUAGGCUUGUCGUAUCUGCCAGCAAAAUCAAUUUUUUGCAAAAGGUCAAUUAUCUAUCUGUUUCAUAAGCUGAAGAAAACAAAACACAAUCUUUAUCAAUACUAUAUUGUAUGAAUAUCUGCUGGUUGCAAUUUCUGUACAUAAAGUUGAAGUUCUUCGAGA